Fraxinus pennsylvanica is the source of this 522-nucleotide messenger RNA. The record is from the annotation of a GenBank genome assembly. Lineage: Eukaryota; Viridiplantae; Streptophyta; Magnoliopsida; Lamiales; Oleaceae.
AUGUCCGAUGCUGCUCUAACAUUUCUGCUAGAAAACUUGAAACAGCUGCUUUGUUACAAAGCAGAUCUGAUUCUUGACGUGAAGGAUCAGGUGGAAUUUCUGUACGAUGAUUUGAGUUUGUUCAAAGCUUUCCUCAAGGACUCGACCGAGAAGCGGAACAAGAAUGCCACCCUUCAAGAAUUGGUGAAACAAAUCAGAGAUGUAGUUUAUGUAGCUGAAGAUACUGUGGACACAUUUGUUGCUCAGGCAGCUGUGCACAAGUCAAGGACUAGCAUCGAGAGGGCUUUUCAUAUAUUCGAUUAUCCAGCAAAGCUUCGACGUGUGGGGAAAAAGAUUGAGGGCAUCAGGGCCAGGGUGAUGGAUAUAUAUGACAACAAGAAGUUUGGGUUGGAGGCACUGCAAGAUGGGGAAAGAUCUACCAAAUCAAAAGAGAAAAAGGCUCCCAUUGUAGAGGAAGACAAUGUGAUCAAUGAUCUCCAUUCCUCAAAAAUGUUUCCUUCACAGGCGGAUUCUCCGAUAUAA